AUGGAGGUAGGCAGCGGCGGUCACGGCGGAGGAAGUGUCCGGCAGGACCUCGCCCUCGACCUACCCCCGCGGCUGCAGCUUCCGGAUGGCGAGGAACGUCCGUACGGAGCGCACACCGCCCUUCACCUGCGCGACCCGGAGCAGGAGAGCGAGAUAUACCAGAAGUGCGUGCGACCGCCGCCAAAUCGGACGGUGUUCGACAGCGAGAGUCCGCCACCUUACCGAAGCCAGUCCGCGCUGCUGGACGCGCCAGAACGGCUAGUGCGUUGCCACAGCGCGGGCAGUUCCCUGCUGAGGGUGUUCCGGAAGUUCCCAAGCCCGGGCAGCUCGACGCCCGCCGUGGUGGUGCCGCCCAGGAGACCGACCCUGUCCAGUUAUUCCGAGUCCAGUAGCAACCUGAGCAACCUGUCCAGUCUGACGGUGGUCCCGUGCGAGGCGGACGAGAGCCACCAGCACCAGCACCAACACCACCAGCACCACCAUCAGCAGCCGCCGCAUCAGCACCAGCAGCAGCACGUCUGAUCCGAGGCACGGCCAAGAAGGAGAGCACUCGAGGCCACAACGACAACCGCGUCGGGGAGCAGCGAGUUCCUCGAGGUCGACGGACGAGCGAGGAUCAUCUCGUGGAAACGGCGACGAGCCAUCCCAGCCGUGGCGGAGCGAGGGGUCGACGACGCGCAGAAGGACACUGCAGCCUCUGCCACAGCUACCCAGGUCGUCGUGCUUGUUCUGCCCUCCUCGAGAAUCCUCCACCCGUCGAGGAUCCCUCAAGACUGACUCGCAGGAGAAACUUGGUUCGGCCAGCUGACGAUGCCUCGUUAUCGCGUGGACAGCCGUGGUGGUGGUGGACCAGGCGCCAGCCGGAGAGUCUCGCCGACAAACGAGACCAGGAGAAGAGAAGACCGAGCGAGAAUUCCAGGAAUGAUCCUCCUCCUCCUUCUCCACCAGCCACUUCUCCGGCUCUAGCUCUAGCUGUCGGCCUCCUCCUUCGGACUCCGUUUGGAUGGUCCUCCAGCUGGAUUCGGAAGAGGAGCGUCCUCGCCCGGAGGCUGAUCGUCGAGUCAAGCGGACAUGUCUGGAGAGAGAUAGAGACAGAAGAUCAGGCUACGAGCUGCGUUCGUGGAUCGGUUCCUUCCCGUCGGUGCUUCAGGUGCUCGAUGCCCCUAACGGCAAUCCUACGUGGCCAGUCUCUAGUCUAGAUCUCAAACGAUUCCAAAGUAACGUAAGCGAGGCACAGGGUUAGUCUUGUACAUGUAGCUAAAAGAGGCGAUGAGCUGAGGUGGCCCACAUUGGCACGAGUCACGGGACGAGUCCAGAGGGUUCAACGGGGGACCUGUACGGUCCUAUGGAUGACAUAGACACCUAACAUUGGAGAUGGGAGAGAGGAGCAAAAGUCGAGGAUGAAAAUGGACGAAGCUACCGGGAUUCACGAAGCAGCUCUAGCUUUUUUUGGGGAAAGAAGAGACGUUUUAUCCUCUGGGAGAGGGAGAGAGAGUUGGAGGGGAGUAAGAGUGACAGACGACGGCCAUCGUGGAUGCUGGUCAUGGAAGACAAGGCGCGUUGUGACGAUGAGAGGAAGCCGGGAAUGUGCGCUGCGCCCGUUCGCUGCCGACUGACAACGCGAUUAGAUCAACGGGACGAUUCUGAUCAUCGAGUAUAUAUAUGUAUAUGUAUAUGUACAUGUAUAUCGUUUUUUGGAAGUUUGUUUCGCUGCGAAAAAGACUUAGUAAAUUAUUUAUUGGCGAUAAUUCGCGGGCCGCUCCGCAGAGGAGCGCGCGACAAAGCGGAAGAAAAUACGUGGUGAAGCGGACGACGCGACCACGCGCUAGAUUAAAUGAAUGUAUCAGCGUGCGAAUGAUGCGUCUCGGUUGUAUGUAUGCGUAUGCGUUGGCGUGUGAAUGCGUGUAGAAAGAGCGAGAGGGAAAAUAAAAGGGAAGAUAGAGGUCCCGUGGAGAACGUGGGUCCAGGUGAAAGGAUAGAAGAGAGAGAGCGGGAGAGAUUGAUAGAGGGAAACAGAGGGAGGAAAUAUCAUUGAGAGUAACGCGACGCAGGGGUAACAAGAAGAGGAAUUUUCUGAAUGGCUGAUGGCGCGAUUCCGUGGAGCGUAAAUGGGAGCAAAGGAUGUGAAAGCGUGAGAGUGACGGAGGAAAAGUAGUGCCAAGAGCGUUGAAAAAGGGAAGAAGAAGAAGAAGAUGAAGGAGAUGAAGAGGAGGGAAGAGAAGAGAAAG
This is a messenger RNA of Eufriesea mexicana, 2228 nucleotides long. RefSeq names its product lateral signaling target protein 2 homolog. The record is from RefSeq and is a predicted model, not a curated record. NCBI's taxonomy places the organism in Eukaryota, Metazoa, Arthropoda, Insecta, Hymenoptera, Apidae. Gene Ontology annotation, molecular function: R-SMAD binding. The coding region runs from base 1 to 522 and encodes 173 amino acids. Gene Ontology annotation, biological process: negative regulation of transforming growth factor beta receptor signaling pathway. Gene Ontology annotation, cellular component: Golgi membrane; early endosome membrane. The transcript has 2 exons.